Molecule: messenger RNA, 498 nt
Organism: Bipolaris oryzae ATCC 44560
Lineage: Eukaryota; Fungi; Ascomycota; Dothideomycetes; Pleosporales; Pleosporaceae
Exons: 5
Coding region: 1-498 (165 amino acids)
Source: RefSeq, a predicted model, not a curated record
AUGUCAUCCACUCAAAGAAUCACCACUGCAGAGAAAGAGAAAUACAUCCAAGCCUUGCGAGCCCACCGAGUAAACACCAUAGUCGAACUCCGCCGCAUCGAAAAAGCAUUCGCAGUCCUCGGGACCUCCGACUGCAGCGAGGCCAUGACAUCAGCAUGGUCCUACUACGUCGACUCCCACAGCCUCCUAACUGAACUCCGUGGCUUAACUCGAAACUAUCCAUUCAGUUCAGACUGCCUUGACGAAGCCAAACGCCGCGUCUACAUCGACCCAGCCAGUAACCGCUCCUGGAACCUAUGCUGGCUCGUUCUAAGCAAGAUACAAGCCGACCAACUCAUCCCCUACUACGCGCGCUACCAGGCUACGCAGCCGGCCAUGUGGGGUGGUCAUGCGCCGACGGCAGAGCAGGUUAUGCAGCUAAUGGAGGCGUUUGUGAAUGAAUGGAAUUGGGCGGUUACGCAGAUGUUGAGGCAUUGGGUGCAGCCGCCUGCGAGGUGA